Molecule: messenger RNA, 1619 nt
Organism: Schistocerca gregaria
Lineage: Eukaryota; Metazoa; Arthropoda; Insecta; Orthoptera; Acrididae
Exons: 9
Coding region: 1-1554 (517 amino acids)
Source: RefSeq, a predicted model, not a curated record
AUGUGGGGCGUCUUCUGCACGCUGCGCGAACUGCAGCUGGAGGCCCGCAACGCUCCACGGCCCGUACCGCUGUUCUCGGCCACAGUCGCAGGUGAGGGCGCGUCCCGCGGCCAGGCGGCCGGGCCGUCUCGCGCAGAGGGCGUGCAGUCCCCGCGGCGCAGCGCCUCGCCGUCCCCUCCUCGGGCCGCGCCGAGGGGCCGGCUGCGCCUACCGCCGCUGCUGCGGCCCGCCGGGGAGUCCGCGUGCUGCUCGGGCUGCGGCCGCGCGGGCCAGCAGCUGCUGCGCUGCGUGCGCUGCUCGCACCAGCAGCUGUGCGCCGCCUGCCUCACCGGCUCGGACGCCUUCACCACGGCCCACGUCAGGCACGGGCUCGCCGCCAGGAAGGUGCAGCCGGGCGGAACUACUCGCUGGGAGCCAUUGAAAAAAGAAGAACUGUUCCGUUGGCUAUCGUCUCAACAGGAAGAAACGCAGGCAAUCGAUGAGGCCAUGGAGAGGUUGCCCGCUGAGCUGCUGCAGGAGGUGCCGGUUCUGCGCGUGCGCGAAGGCCAUCGCCUGCUCGCCAGGGGCCAGCAAUGCUGCCUCUGCCUCACGCCAUACCUGGUGCGGCAGUGCGUGCGGGCGCUGCCGUGCGGCCACCAGUUCCACUCGCAGUGCCUGGCGCGCUGGCUGCUCGACACGUCCGCCACCUGCCCCAUAGACGGCACGCCCGUCCGGCACGACCUGCUGCGGAAGGCGCUUCAGAGGCGGUAUUCGGUGCGGCUGGACUCUGACAGCUGGGGCCCUGGCCAGCAGCAGCAGCAGCAGCAGGGCGGCAGCCCGCGCAGCCCACAGCGGCCAGCACCGGAGGACGCGCCGGGUCCCGGGCCCCCUCUGGAGGUGAUGGUGCGCCGUCUUGCGCAGCGGAGGCCGCCCUCGUGCCGCCGAAGGCUCAGCAGCGGCAGUGGCGCCUCCAACGGCGCAGCCACCCCCGCCGCCGACGCGCAGCCUAGCAGACAGCUAUUCUCCAGUGCCUCCAGCAGAGGUUACUCGAUGCCGGCGCGGCCCCUCACUCGAAGGAAACGCGCAGCGACGAGGACGGCCCCGCAGCAGCGCGGAUUCUCUAGGGAGCAGACACCAGCCAGCAACGCCAGCACAGGCAGUGGCAGCCAGAGCCCGGCCCGGCUGUCGGUGCAGUGCCUGGAGCUGUCGGCGACGCAGCAACGGGUGAGGGCUGGCGCCGCCUGCCUACUCGAACCUCGCGUCGUGCUGUCCGCCGCCAGGGCCUCUCGUAACAGGGGCUCGCGCCAGGCAGCGCAGGCCGAGGCGGGGGGCAGGGAGCACGGAGAGAACAGCAGCAGCGGCAGCAGCAGCAGCGGCAGCGAGGUGGACUGCAGCCUGUGCCUGCGCAGCCAGUGCAGCUGCAGCGGCAGCGACGGCGACGGCGACGGCGAGGCGGCGCCCGUGUCGCCGGCCACGGCCGUGGACGCGCAGCUGGCGCUGCAGUGCACGCGCCUGCAGCUGGCGCCGCGCAGCCGCCCGCCCUCGCAGCACCGGCCCACGCCGCGCCGGCCCUGACGCACCGACCCGUGCUCGUCUGUCUUUUGUCUCUUCCUCAAAAUAAACCUGACGUCUUUUCUACA